CAGCAAACGGCGAUAGCUGGCUGCUUUUGCAUUUUGUUUGCUGCGUCCUGUUUAUUUAUCGAGUGAAUUUGUUCUGGUGCCUCUACCAGUCAGUGGACUGACAAAAGACAGCGGCAGGUUCUUUUUGUUUUUCCUUUCACAGCUUGAAACGCACCAGUUCAGCCGGUGCUAGUUAAUCCAAGCUGCUCCUACAUGUGCUGCUGUGACAGGUUGUACAUUUAGUGCGUUUUCUUGCUCACGGCGGUAUGAGUUAUGGCCACGGCGGCGGAGGGGGAAGGAGAAGCAGACAUGGAGGUAGAGGGUUCAGGGAUGGGAGCAGAGAGAGAUUGGACCGAGGAGGAGGAGGCGGUGGCGGCGGUGGGAGAGGUUUCAGAGGACACGGUUCCGACUUCGACCAGGACCGAGGAGCCGGAGGAGGUCAGAAGGACCGUCCUCCUCCGCACCUGAAGGGCCGGGAGAUUGGUUUGUGGUACGCGCGGUAUGGAGCAGUGAGGAGGAAACAAGCGGACCGCAGAUCGCGGGCCAUGGUCCACAUGGACGAAGCCAGAGAGGAACACAUCACCAAACUCCUCAACUCGGUCCAGAGUGACCCAAGAGACAGCAGGGGCGCACAGUCCUCAGUGUCUGACGCCUGGCGGACAGCAGCCGGCAGCGACGGCGGCGGCCACUGCUACUUUGAUGGGGACAUGCCUGAGGAAGAGAAGCAGAAACUGGAGGAAGAGGAGGACGGUUCUUCGAAACAGAAGAAAACAAGCCGCACAUCUCAACGUGACUCCUCUGCAGCAGCUAAAGAUGAACCUCCAGACAACUGGGACGAAGAUGAUGAGGAUGACGUGGAGAAGGAAAAACCACAGAGCAAAGACAAGGAUCUGGAGUUCUUAUUUCAGGAAGUAGUCAGAGACGCAUCAGUGGACGAGGACUUGAAAAGAGAUUUGCAAAGCAAAAAAAUGGAUAGAAAUUACAAAGAAAUGUUGAAAUUCAGGGAAAAACUACCAUCAUACGGAAAGAAAGAGGAUCUGGUGCAGCUCAUCAACUCUAACCGCGUCUUGGUGGUUAGCGGGGAGACGGGGUGCGGAAAGACCACUCAGGUCACCCAGUUCAUCCUGGACGACCACAUCAGCAGAGGCCGGGGCUCGACGUGCCGCGUGGUCUGCACGCAGCCCCGCCGCAUCAGCGCCAUCUCCGUAGCAGAGCGUGUAGCUGCAGAGAGAGCAGAAAGUGUAGGAAAUGGAAAUUCCUGUGGUUACCAAAUACGCCUGCAGAGCCGGUUACCACGGAGACAAGGUUCAAUACUGUACUGUACAACAGGAAUUAUUCUUCAGUGGCUCCGCUCUGAUCCGCUGUUAUCCAGUGUAAGUCACCUUGUGCUGGAUGAGAUCCACGAAAGAAACCUUCAGUCCGACGUUUUGCUCAUCAUCGUGAAGGAAUUACUCGACCUCCGAGAUGACCUCAAGGUCAUCCUGAUGAGUGCCACCCUCAACGCAGAAAAGUUCUCUAAAUAUUUUGACAAAUGUCCAAUGAUCCACAUCCCUGGCUUAGCGUUCCCAGUGGAAGAGUUCCUGCUUGAAGACGUCAUUGAGAUGACCAGAUAUCGUCCGCAGAAUCAGGAUCGUCGGCCUGCGUGGAAGAGACGCUUUUGGCAGGGCCACCAAUCCAGAUCGGAGAAGGAGGAGAAGGAGGAAGAAUAUAAGGAGAGCUGGCCAUGUUACGCACGAACGCUGCAGGGCAGAUACUCUGACGGCACAAUCGAGGCGGUGGAGAUGUUAGACACCGAUGAGAAGAUUGAUCUGGAGCUGAUCCUGGCGCUGAUCCGGCACAUUGUGCUCAACGAGGGGGAGGGAGCAAUCUUGGUUUUCCUGCCCGGCUGGGACAACAUUAGCAGUCUCAAUGACCUCCUCAUGGCGCAGCAAAUGUUCCGAUCAGAAAGGUUCGUCAUCAUCCCUCUGCACUCCCUCAUGCCCACUGUUAAUCAGACGCAGGUUUUCAAAAGACCCCCGCCAGGAGUCAGAAAGAUUGUGAUUGCAACCAAUAUCGCGGAGACCAGCAUCACCAUCGAUGAUGUCGUUUAUGUGAUAGAUGGAGGAAAGAUUAAGGAGACCAAUUUCGACACCGACAACAACAUCAGCACCAUGACGGCCGAGUGGGUUAGCUUGGCCAACGCCAAACAGAGGAAAGGACGUGCUGGCAGGGUGCAACCAGGAAAGUGCUAUCAUCUGUACAAUGGGCUGCGGGCCAGCCUGCUGGAAGCCUAUCAAUUACCUGAAAUUAUGAGGACACCGCUGGAGGAGCUCUGCUUGCAGAUAAAGAUUCUGAAGCUCGGCUCCAUUAGUCGAUUUCUGGAGAAGGCCUUGGACCCGCCGAGCGAGAAGGCAGUUAACCUCGCCAUCAAGAGCCUCACAGACCUGAACGCUCUGGAUCAGGCAGAGAAUCUGACUGCGCUGGGUUUCCACCUGGCCCGUCUCCCCGUGGAGCCGCACAUCGGCAAGCUGAUCCUGUUCGGCGCUCUGUUGGGAUGCCUCGACCCCGUUCUCACCAUCGCCGCUUCGCUCAGCUUCAAAGACCCUUUCUUCAUACCCCUGGGGAAAGAGAAGAUGGCAGACAUGAGGAGAAGGACUCUGUCCAGAAACUCAAAGAGUGACCACCUCACUAUUGUUUAUGCCUUCAAGGGAUGGGAGGAAGCCAAGCAGCGGGGGUCCAGGUAUGAGAAGGAUUACUGCUGGGACAACUUCCUGUCUGCCAACACACUCCAGAUGCUGCACAACAUGAAAGGUCAGUUUGCUGAACAUCUCAUGAGUGCUGGCUUUGUCAGCAGCAGGGAUCCCAAAGACGCUAAGUCCAAUAUCAAUUCAGAUAAUGAGAAGUUGAUCAAGGCAGUGAUUGUUGCUGGGCUGUACCCCAAGGUGGCCAUGAUCCGACCCUCCUACAGCAAAAAGAGACCUGGGGUGAAGGUGUACACCCAGACCGACGGGAAGGUGUGUAUCCAUCCCAAAUCGGUCAAUGCUGAAGAGAGGGAAUUCAGCUACACAUGGCUCAUUUACCACCUGAAGAUGAGAACCAGUAGCAUCUUCCUGUACGACUGCACCGAGGUGUCCCCGUUCUCGCUGCUGUUCUUCGGGGGAGACAUCACCAUCCAGAAAGACGAGGGCCAGGAGACCGUCGCGGUGGACCGCUGGAUCGUCUUCAGGUCCCCGGCGCGCAUCGCUCACCUCGUUAAGAGUUUGAAGAGAGAGCUGGACUCGCUGUUGCAAGACAAAAUCAGUCACCCGGCUCCUGUGGAUUGGGAGAACCGCCAGUCCAAAGACUGCGCUGUCAUCACGGCCAUCAUAGACCUCAUCACUACCCAGGAAAGGCCUGCAGGCAGCAGCAAGGACGACGACAGGACGUGGGCGUCUGCCCCCAGCGGAAGGCACACUUACUUCGACGACGAUGACGACGAUGAUUAAAAGUGUCUGGGCAUUUGGCUGGCAAUGAAGAGAGGAGGCUUUCGCGAUGACUGACUGCACCUUCAGACAUGAGUUUGUUGGAAUAUUUAUGAUAGACAGCUGGCCUCCUUGACGCUUCUGUUCGGUUCAAACUUUAGUGCUCUCUAGAUGCUGAAGGCCAAAUGGCUUAGAGUGCUGAAAAAAUGAAAAUGUCAUUCAGCGGAAUGAGUUGUGCGUCUCUUUCGCUUUUUAAGAUUAUCCAAGGACCAACCUCUCUGCAUGCAUCCGUUUUUGUUUAGUUUGUACUUUUUGUGUUUGGGAAAGUUUCACCUUUCAUCCAUAAAAUUGAUUAUGCAAUAAAGAAGCUACUUAAAAUCACUCUGUGCGGCGUCUGCCACCUUUUCAGUUAAAUGCGUAGAGAAAAGGUGUUUUCACACAUAAUAGUCUGGUACACUGGGUACGAUUAGGGAUCAAAAUGGCGACAUUUGUUCCAUUUUCAGCUGGUACCGUUCACUUUCGAACUGCACUGUCAAACGAUCCAAACCCUGUGAGAAGCUUGUUCACCCUGUGGUGGCGCUCUGCAAGCCUGUGAAGAACACAUCAGCUCAACUUCUUUUCAUGCAAACUGUAAACAAAAAUUGAGUAGUAUCAGAUUUUAAUUUGUAGGAUUUCUAUUCUGUCAUCCGUAAAAGUUAUGUCUCCUCCUAGAAACGAACCAGCACGCUUAUUUACCCAGAAUACCCUCUGCUACAGCCCGCUUCUUGCUUUUGGAGUGGUCUUGGAAUCCUGGCUUACAUUAACAGACGGUCUUCUUCACGUCUGCAUCGCUGAACAUGGGUCCUGAAAUUCUGUUGAAAGUUUACUGUUUCUGUCCACUUUCAUUUCUACAGCUUGGGCUUUUAACAUUUCUGUCCAGAAUUGGGUUCACACAACGAAUGCAAAUGCUGCAGCCCAUUUCUUCAGUACCGCUGUGUGUGCUUUCUCUUGAAGCUCAGACUCCAGUUGCAGGUCACAUCCUGUGAAUCUCUCUCAAACUCUUGCCUGAGCUUUGCUGUCCUCUUUAGGCAGCAGUUAUUCCAGUUGUGUGUGCUCCUUUUCUUACCUCAAUUUAUCCUCCACUCUUUUCUCCACUGAUAUUUGCGUAUUUGCAUUUUGAACUGCCAGGUUCCUUGGCUCACAAAUACAAAUAUAAACACCUUGGUGUUCGCACUGAACUGGACACUCAUGGAUGAGGACGUCUACAAGACGGGACAGAAAUUCGAGGACUCUUGGCUCUUUCAGUUUUUUUUCCUGCAAGAUGCCGUGCAAGUCUGUUGUGGAGGCUGUAGUCUCUCCUAGUUGACACUAGGUGGUGGAAGAGUGCCUUCCUACAGACAAAAAAGUGUCCUUCUGAAAUGUGUUUUUUUGCUUCUUUUAUUUUUCCUUGCAUGCAUAAUUAUGUAGCAUUUCUGGACCCCACCUCAUGCAAACACUUGAUUAAGAGUGAUCCGUCACACUUAAUCAACACAUUUAUUUCUUAAAUGUAUUCGCUGACAAAAUGAUGUAAAAUAGUUUUUGGUUAUUAAAGUGAUCUGACACCAUGUAUUAUCAGCAGCAGUGAGCAUGUAAAUAUGAAUAUAUAUAUAAAUGUGUGGAUUCGAGAGGAUUAUUAAUUCUGUAGACAUUAAUGUGACAUUGCUACACUUUGUUGUUGCCAAUUUGUUAGAGAGACCAACCUGUAGAGCACUGAGCAUUAUUAAACACCUGCAUCAGACAA
This is a messenger RNA of Poeciliopsis prolifica (blackstripe livebearer), 5178 nucleotides long. It is a transcript of the gene dhx36, whose product is annotated as DEAH (Asp-Glu-Ala-His) box polypeptide 36. The record is from RefSeq and is a predicted model, not a curated record. The transcript has 26 exons. Lineage: Eukaryota; Metazoa; Chordata; Actinopteri; Cyprinodontiformes; Poeciliidae. The coding region runs from base 246 to 3443 and encodes 1065 amino acids. Gene Ontology annotation, molecular function: ATP binding; DNA helicase activity; G-quadruplex RNA binding. Gene Ontology annotation, cellular component: intracellular anatomical structure; cytoplasm; nucleus.